AUGUCAGCAUCAGGACCAGCGCCAGGCCAGUCCGAAGCCGCUUGGAAGCAGCAGAUUACCUCAAGGCUUUCCAAAGAUGAGCGUCCUCAGACCGAAGAUGUGCUCAACACAAAAGGCAACGAGUUCGAAGAUUACUUUCUCAAACGUGAACUCCUUAUGGGCAUCUUUGAAGCCGGUUUCGAGCGCCCCUCCCCCAUCCAAGAAGAGGCCAUCCCGAUCGCACUCACCGGUCGCGAUAUCCUGGCGCGUGCCAAGAACGGUACGGGCAAGACAGCUGCCUAUGUCAUCCCUUCGCUCGAAAAGCUCAACACCAAGAAGAACAAAAUUCAGGCCGUCCUUCUGGUGCCCACCCGUGAGCUUGCUCUCCAAACAAGUCAAGUCGCAAAGACGCUCGGAAAGCACCUCGGCGUCGAAGUCAUGGUCACCACCGGAGGUACCACGCUUCGCGACGAUAUUCUCCGUCUCGGACAGACGGUUCACCUGCUUGUUGGUACUCCCGGUCGAAUCCUCGACCUGGCCGGCAAGGGCGUCGCCGAUCUCAGUCAAUGUACCACUUUCGUCAUGGAUGAAGCCGAUAAGCUCCUGUCACCCGAAUUCACCCCAGUCAUGGAGCAGCUGCUCAGCUUUCUCCCCAAGGAGAGGCAAGUCAUGCUCUUCUCGGCCACGUUCCCACUCAUCGUCAAGGAUUUCAAGGACCGCAACAUGGUCAAGCCCUACGAGAUCAACCUCAUGGACGAGCUCACGCUGCGCGGUGUUACACAGUACUAUGCCUUUGUCGAAGAAAGACAGAAAGUGCAUUGUCUGAACACUCUCUUCUCCAAGCUCCAGAUCAACCAGUCGAUUAUCUUUUGCAACUCGACCAACCGUGUCGAAUUGCUAGCCAAGAAGAUCACCGAGCUUGGCUAUAGCUGCUUCUACUCGCACGCAAAGAUGCUCCAAGCGCACCGAAACAGAGUCUUCCACGAUUUCCGCAACGGUGCCUGCCGUAACCUGGUCUGCUCCGACUUGCUUACCCGAGGUAUCGACAUCCAGGCCGUCAACGUGGUUAUCAACUUUGAUUUCCCCAAGAACGCCGAAACCUAUCUUCACCGAAUCGGUCGUUCCGGCCGUUUCGGCCACCUCGGUCUCGCCAUCAACCUCAUCACGUACGAAGAUCGAUUCAAUCUCUACCGCAUCGAGCAGGAGCUGGGUACCGAGAUCCAGCCCAUUCCCAGCAACAUUGACAAGAGGUUGUAUGUUGCGCCUUCGCUCAUUCAGGAGGCUGAGGGCAACAACCAGAAUGGCAACAAGCAGGAGGGAAGGCCAGUGAUUCCGCCAGGUCAGCAGGCCAUGCAUGCGGCUGCUAUUCCGCUGAAUCAAAACUUUACUAACACCGUCCCGCACAGGCACCGGAGUGGAGGCGGCGGUGGUCGGGGUGGAGGAGGAGGAGGGCGGGGCGGGCCGCACGGUGGUGUACCUGCGCAAUAG
Molecule: messenger RNA, 1467 nt
Organism: Mycosarcoma maydis (corn smut)
Lineage: Eukaryota; Fungi; Basidiomycota; Ustilaginomycetes; Ustilaginales
Product: putative DExD/H-box ATP-dependent RNA helicase DHH1
Exons: 1
Coding region: 1-1467 (488 amino acids)
Biological process (GO): P-body assembly; cytoplasmic stress granule assembly
Cellular component (GO): P-body; cytoplasmic stress granule
Molecular function (GO): RNA helicase activity; ATP binding; mRNA binding
Source: RefSeq, a predicted model, not a curated record